CAAACGGCGUUUCAUGCAUUUGUUAAAAAGCAACAAAUAACAAAUUCCAUGCGCUUUUAAUACCUUGCUUACCGACCUACCUUACCUUGUCGGUACUUGACAAGAACGAACCUUAACCUAGCAUCCUCGACCCCUCGAAUCUGCAGCAUACUCAAGCCCUAGCGAUUUCUGCUUGGAAUACUUAGAACCCAUCGAUAACCAUGUCCUCCGCCGAAGAUCAGGAUCUUUUGGCGCGUAUCGGUCAACUCGCUGGUCAGAUAAACCGACACAAAAGCCAACAGGCGGGCGUGGGAGACUCGGCCCCUGCGCCAAACCCGACGCCCUCUCACCAUUACCAUCCCUACCACUCGGCUGGCCAUACCUCCCAAUCAUGGGGCCGUGGUCGUGGAAGUUAUCGGUCGCGGGGAGCCCGUGGUGGGUAUAUUGCGCCGCAUCGCCAUAGGACACUCAUUCUCAACACCAACACGAGCGAUGCUACAGGCGACGGCAGCAAGAGCGGCGCUACUCCUCACUCUGCGACCCUGGCAUCAGCUUCGGCGGCUCCUUUUAGCGCGUCCCCGUCUUGGGUAACGAAAAAAGACCGGAACCUCCAACUCAUCAACUCGGCGGUCUACGAACGAGAAUCCCUGGCGCGAUCAAUAGGGGCUGCAGAGGCGAGGCGACAGAAGUUCAAGAUGCUUAACCAACGAGAGAGAGCCAAACUCCUUCGUCAUUUUCAAAAUGGCAGCAGCCACACAACUAUGGCUCGUCCUGCAACUAAUGCCUCUGCCACGCAGUACGAAGUUGUUAUCGAAGGAAUCAAGUUUCACGUCGCCAAAAAUGGCAGUAAACUUGUAAAAGUUGCUGAUAACAACGCCCCCAAGGCCACGCCCAAGCAAGCCGUGGUUGGUGGUGUCAAGUUUCUACGGAGUCGCAACGGCAACAUGGUCAGACAUGAUAUUGUCAAGGCACAACGGUAUGACCCUCGACCUCAGUCUCGAGGAACGCUUACCGAGAAAUUUCUUAGGCAAAACGGCCCUGUCCGCAAAGUUCAAACACCUUGCAGGAUGUUCUCAACAACCGGUUCUUGUACCAAAGGUCCUCUUUGCCGGUAUCAGCAUGACCCCCUGAAAGUUGCCAUUUGCAAGGACUUCCUGCUCAAGGGUGACUGCAUAGGCGGUGAUUCGUGUGAUCUUUCUCACGAGGCCACGCCGGAGCGAACCCCUGCGUGCCUGCACUUUGCCAAAGGCAACUGCAAUAACCCCCAAUGUCGAUAUACUCACGUGCAGGUAACUCCAGGUUCGCUAGUGUGUCGGGACUUUGGCAUCUACGGCUACUGCAACAAGGGCGCCAACUGUGAAGAUCGACACGUGUUUGAGUGUCCCGACUUUAGCAACACAGGUCAAUGUAAGAUCAAGGGAUGUAAGCUGACCCAUCGGGAGCGGGCGAGCGUUCUUCGCAAGGCGGUAGCCAGCAAGGAUGAAGACGACUCGGAAAUGGAAGAUGUGUCGAGCGAUGAGGACGACGAAUCGGUCGACAGCAAUGACAUCGACUCAGAUGCUGUGGACGAGUUCCUGGGCCAAGACGAAAAUCCCGACGAUGAUUGUGAUGACUUCAAGGAGUAUAUCCAGCUGUAAACGCAUGGGACCUUACGAGGCCCAUCAGGCGCUGCAGUGUUUUUUCUUUACUUUUAUCCGAUGGUCCGUCGGCUCACCAAGUGGGCAGUAUUCUUGGCCUUUUUGCGCGGCGUUGGUUAUACAAGCAUGGCGAUAGAUUUGGCACAACGGCAACGGCAUGGCAAAGGCUGCCGAUGGCUGGGAUGAAUAAUAUACGAUAAACAGAACAAAAUACACUUAAUUGAAC
This is a messenger RNA of Pyricularia grisea, 1842 nucleotides long. RefSeq lists its product as uncharacterized. NCBI's taxonomy places the organism in Eukaryota, Fungi, Ascomycota, Sordariomycetes, Magnaporthales, Pyriculariaceae. Gene Ontology annotation, molecular function: metal ion binding. The record is from RefSeq and is a predicted model, not a curated record. Gene Ontology annotation, cellular component: nucleus. Bases 201 to 1616 code for a protein of 471 amino acids. The transcript has 5 exons.